Messenger RNA from Dentiscutata erythropus, 213 nucleotides. The record is from the annotation of a GenBank genome assembly. Lineage: Eukaryota; Fungi; Glomeromycota; Glomeromycetes; Diversisporales; Gigasporaceae.
CAUUUAACCCUUCCGGGAGCAUUUAACUCCUUCCGGGAUCAUUUAACUCCUCCGGGAGCUUUUAACUCCUUCCGGGCUCUUAUAAUAUUUCAAUACCUAAUUGUAAUAUACAUAAUUCCAAAUAUCCUUGAACAUCAAAAUCGAAUCGAUCUUGUCGCUGAUGUUGCUAAAUUUGCUAACCCUCUUAUAGGAACUGCUGGAGGUAAUGUUUAA